AUGGGGAUGGGAGGAUUUGGUUAUGGGGGAGGGUUCGGCGGAGGUUACGGAGGGCCUGAGUGCCAGGGUGGAUUUGGAGCAUACGGGAGAAUGGGCAGCAUGAGCAGCAACAGAAGCGAAGGGAUCCGGCGGGUCUCUAUCGACGAGCGCCUCUUGAAGCCGCUUUCUCUCGGAGUCGAUCCUGAGGAGCAAAAAGCGCGGACCCAUGAGAAAGAAGAGAUGAAAACCUUGAACAACCAGUUUGCCUGCUUCAUUGAUAAGGUUCGAUCCCUGGAGCAGCAGAACAAGGUUCUGGCUACUAAGUGGGAACUCCUGAAUCAGUGUGUUCAGCCCAGCAGGAAGAACCUGGAAGCUUACUAUGAGAAUUUCAUUGCCUCGCUUAAGAAACAACUGGAAUGUCUCCUAAGUGAGAGAGAAAAACUGGAACAUGAACAGAAGAACAUGCAGGAACUAGUUGAGGAAUACAGGUCUAGAUAUGAGGGAGAAGUUAAUAGGCGCACAACAGCAGAGAAUGAAUUUGUGGUGCUCAAAAAGGAUGUUGACUGUGUCUUCCUCACUAAAGAAGAGCUGGAAUCUAAAGUUGACGUUUUAGCGCAGGAGCUGGAAGUUCUGAGAUGUAUAUUUGCAGAGGAGUUAACUCAGCUGGACAGCCAAAUCUGUGACACUUCUGUGGUUCUGAAAAUGGACAAUACACGUGACCUGGAUAUGGACCUCAUCCUUAAGAAUAUUGCAGAGAUUCAGCAUAAUCGAGGCAAAUUCAAUGAAGAACUGAAGAACAACCAGCAUGAGAUUGCAGAGCUCAACAGAGUGGUCCAGAGGCUGCAAACAGAUGCUGCUAAUACAAAGAAGCAGGUUACCACUCUGCAGUCAGCUAUUUGUGACUCUGAGCAACGUGGUGACAUUGCCCUAAAAGAUGCUCGGAAUAAGCAUGUUGAGCUGCAGACAGCCUACCAGCAGUCUAAAGAUAAACUGGCAUGCCUGCUCCGUGAUUACCAGGAGCUGCUAAACACCAAGCUGGCUCUAGAUAUUGAAAUUGCUACCUAUAAGGCAUUGCUGGAAGGAGAGGAGAGCAGGUGA
Candoia aspera is the source of this 1077-nucleotide messenger RNA. Its product is annotated as keratin, type II cytoskeletal 5-like. The record is from RefSeq and is a predicted model, not a curated record. Gene Ontology annotation, molecular function: structural constituent of skin epidermis. NCBI's taxonomy places the organism in Eukaryota, Metazoa, Chordata, Lepidosauria, Squamata, Candoiidae. The transcript has 7 exons. Gene Ontology annotation, biological process: keratinization; intermediate filament organization. The coding region runs from base 1 to 1077 and encodes 358 amino acids. Gene Ontology annotation, cellular component: keratin filament.